UAGUAACCAGGCGACAGAGUAGCUAAGUUUUUCACUCCUCGUUAGUUUCGUAUGUUUUUUCUGCGUUAAAAGUACUUCGCGUGGCUUUUUAUUUACUGCCAUGAAUGCGGCAGUGAUGAAAAAGACCCAGGACACGCUGGGCAAAGUGAUAAAGAAGCCGCCGCUCACGGAGAAACUGCUAAUCAAGCCCCCUUUUCGAUACCUACACGAUAUCUUCAGUGAGGUCAUCAGGACCACAGGUUUUAUGAAAGGCUUGUAUGAAGAAAAUGAAAUGAAGUCUGACAGUGUAAAGGAUAAGGACUCAAAAAUAGCCUUCCUUCAGAAAGCGAUAGACGUUGUCAUGCUGGUCAGCGGCGAGCCCCUGGCAGCAAAGCCAGCCCGCAUUGUAGCCGGCCACGAGCCUGAGAAAACCAACGAGCUGCUGCAGGCCAUCGCCAAGUGCUGCCUCAACAAGAUGUCCAGUGAUGACGCAGUGAAGCGAGUGCUUAAAGGAGAAAAGGUGGACAUGAAGACCAAAGCAAGUACCUCUAGGUCCCAGCAUAAAGAGAAAAGGGAGGAACGGGAACAUCAUGUGGAUAGAGAGGAGAAGAAGAAGAUUACAGAGCGCAGCAGCAGCCGGGAGAAGGAGCCAGAGCAGCCCAAAGAGCAGGAGAGCCGACGCAGGGAUGGAGAGAAAGAGCACUAUCGUGACAGAGAGCGCUCAGACAAGCACCACAGCAGUGAACAGGCCCACCACGCCAAAGACCCUGACAAAGACAAGAGUCGAGACCGGGAACGGGACAAAGACCGAGACAAAGGACGAGUUCGGGACAGAGACAGAGACAAAGGACAAGUCAGGGACAGGGACAGAGACAAGAAAAGGACAGAGAGAGGAUCAAGAAAGGGAAAAAGACAAGAGAGAGACCGAGAAAAGACAAGAGAGCGAGAUUCUCACAGAGCCAAAGAGAGAGACAGGGAAAAACGAAGAGAUAGAGACAAAGAACGAGAAAAAGAAAGAGAACGACACAAAGAUGGGGAUGAGAGGAAAAGUGGAGAGAGUGGCAAUAGCAAGGCCAGAUUAUCAGAGGAACCACAGCAAAAAGCGUUCCCUGAAGAGCCCAACAAAUUAGCCAAACCUGUGCCAGCGGAACCAAAUCCAGAUGAAGAGCCCACAGAAGCAGUAGAGAUCCAGUCUGAGAGUCCAGCUAAAAUACCUCGACCUUCAUCUGCCAAAGGGCAGAGGCGAAGACCCAAAAUUGGAGACCAAGAAGAAUCUGACAGUGAAGGAGAUGGAGAUGCUCAGUUAGCCCAGAGACAUGUACCUCUAGAAAAUGGAGAGGGAGGAUCCUCAGUGCCGUCUGACACGGCUUCCAGUAAACGAACAGCACGGCCAAGCAGCGCUCGCCCAGCACCUCCUCGAGUCAAGAGACAGGAAAGCUACGCUGAUGUGACUCCGGCUGAGAGGCUCUCUAGUGCCAAGCCCUCAGCACCCAUCAUCAUGGAUGGGAAAAAGAUCUCAGAGGAAGACGAGGAUGAAGAUGAACAGUUUCUUGUGGAGGAGGCAGUCCCGCAACCCUUAGAUGCUCCUGAAAUGGAGGCGGAACCUACACGAGAACUAGACAAAGAAGAGAAACAUGGUGGCCUUGUGAAAAAGAUCCUUGAGACCAAAAAAGACUACGAGGUGUCCCGGUUGUCCCCAAAAUCUAAAGAACAGAAUUUGGUGUCUGAAGCAGCACAGAAAAAGGAGCGGGAUAUGGACAAAGAGAUUGAACGGCUACGCUCAUCCAUUCAGAUGGUGUGCCGUAUCCUACCUUUGGGUAAGAUCAUGGAAUACAUCCAGAGGACAUGGAUGCCAUGCAAGGCUGAACUGCUCUCCUGGCGGCGGGAAAAUAAGGAGCAUGCGCAGGCCUUGCUGCAGGAGCAGAGGGGCACAGACCGCGCAGUAGAGCCUCUUAAAGCUGAACUAGCCGAGCUGGAGCAACUGAUUAAGGACCAGCAGGACAAGAUAUGUGCUGUAAGGUCCAACGUACUGAAUAACGAAGAGAAGAUCCAGAAAAUGGUGACUGGAAUCAACUUCUUCUCCAGAACCUGAACAAGAAACAUUAUAAGACUGAAUAUUCAGAUGUGAGUGAUUUCUCAUUCAGAAUAAUGAUGAGGCCGUUUUUCUUGGAGGUGUUGUGGAAUUAUGGGACCACUUUUAGGUUGUCAUACCAGGAGAUGGACCCAAAUGUAUUCCAACACUAUUAAAGCAGAAAACAUCUCAAGGAUAUUGGUACAUCAAAGGGCCACUUGAUGGUUUGGAGGGCUGAAACUAUUCCCAAAUAACGAAAUGAUAGAUUGGGGGAAAAGUGGGUGUUGCUGAAAACACUGACAGGUGAAUAAAUAAAAAAUAAAAUGUAUCUUUGUGAUCUGCACACUAACCCAACCCCAUCUCUGACCCUUCUUUCGAAAUGGUGCCUUUGUGCAUUGAGCCAGUGCACAGUUCACAACAGUAGAUAGCUGCACAUUCAUCCAUUGGACCAAAUUUAAAAUGUUUCCUUGUUCGUUUAAUUGACGAGUUUUUUCAUGUUAUCCUUGUGAGGGCGUGGAUUUUUGACAUGCAGUUUGACUGGAGUAGUAAGCAGACGUAUAACAGUAAUACUCACGGCAAAUGCAGCUGAUUGAAAACAGGAGAAAAGUUUAAAUACAUUUUCUAGAAAAACAAUUAGGAUUCACACAGAGAGUCCUGAUGGGCUAGCUGAUUAAAAAUGUGUCCUGGCUUAAAUUUGUCCAGGAACACUUUACAACCUUUUAACAUUUCACUGAUCCUUGCCUACAAAAACACAUUUUCAUCAUUAUUUUUACAAUCUUAUUUUUUACUGUGUUUAAAAAAAGAAAAAAA
Molecule: messenger RNA, 2860 nt
Organism: Archocentrus centrarchus (flier cichlid)
Lineage: Eukaryota; Metazoa; Chordata; Actinopteri; Cichliformes; Cichlidae
Gene: ift54
Product: TNF receptor-associated factor 3 interacting protein 1
Biological process (GO): cilium assembly; intraciliary transport; regulation of microtubule cytoskeleton organization
Cellular component (GO): axoneme; ciliary basal body; intraciliary transport particle B
Molecular function (GO): microtubule binding
Source: RefSeq, a predicted model, not a curated record